AUGCACGACUACACGGGUUUCGCUCGUGCUGUCGCUAUCUAUAGCCUAUCGUCGACUGGGAUGAUGCUGAGCAAUAAGCUUGCAGUUGUAGCACUCCCGCUGCCAUGCACCCUGGUGUUGAUGCAGAUGAUCGUCACACUUGCUCUUCUAAUUCCGUUUCGAACCGAGGUGGAGCCUUUUUCCAUUAGCAAGUUGCGAAAGUGGAUUCCCGUUGCAGGACUCUUCGCAGUGAUGCUGUACACCAGUAUGAAAAGUUUUGUGUACGCAAAUCUAUCUACUGUUCUUACGUUUCGCAACCUUGGGUCUAUCGUGACAACUGUGGCGGAGUACUACGUGCUUGGAGAAGGUGUGAACACGGAAAUCAUUCUCUCACAGCUUGUUAUAUUCCUGGGAGCGGUUAUCUACGGUGGUGCUAACUCAACCUUUACAAUGAUUGGACUGUUCUGGAUGAUUGUUAACGUUGUCGCACAAGGUUGUUACGGGAUUCUUGUAAAGCAUAUGACGAGCAAUGUGGCAGAUUUUUCGUCAUCGACUAAAUACACAUUGGCGUUGUAUAACAAUGCCAUUGCACUACCAAUGGUGUUUGCUCUCUUUCUCGUUGAAGAGGUGUGGCGUGUGAGCUCGCUGUUGCCAAUUGUAACCGCUUUUGGUUGGUUUUGGAUAGGAAUCACGUGCGUGCUUGGCUUCAUGAUCUCAACAUCGGGUUUUGGACUUCAGAAACUUGUUUCCGCAGCCACAUUCAUUGUUAUCAACAAUCUGACAAAGUUCUUCAAUAUUCUCGUGGGCGUUUUCAUCAUGCAUGACCCCAUGGGCCUCAUUGAUGGCACCGGAUGCGUUAUCGCGCUCGCUGCCGGAGGCUGGUAUUCCGCUGCUCGUUACCGCUAUAAAGAGCCUGGUCCAGCUACAGAAAAAAAAGAAGACACGGCAACUGAAGAAGUCAUUAAGGUAUCUGCAUGA
Molecule: messenger RNA, 957 nt
Organism: Trypanosoma grayi
Lineage: Eukaryota; Euglenozoa; Kinetoplastea; Trypanosomatida; Trypanosomatidae
Product: GDP-mannose transporter
Exons: 1
Coding region: 1-957 (318 amino acids)
Cellular component (GO): Golgi apparatus
Molecular function (GO): antiporter activity
Source: RefSeq, a predicted model, not a curated record